Messenger RNA from Nelumbo nucifera (sacred lotus), 4477 nucleotides. RefSeq names its product timeless family protein (gene ATIM). Gene Ontology annotation, biological process: DNA repair; DNA replication checkpoint signaling; replication fork arrest. The record is from RefSeq and is a predicted model, not a curated record. Gene Ontology annotation, molecular function: DNA binding. Lineage: Eukaryota; Viridiplantae; Streptophyta; Magnoliopsida; Proteales; Nelumbonaceae. Gene Ontology annotation, cellular component: replication fork protection complex.
UCCAUCCCCCUCCCCUGGCGGCAGUGGGAUUUGAUCCCACGUCUCUACUCCAACGAGUCAGGGAUCUCACCAGCUAAGCUAUCAUCAGUGGGCACAUCGGCACCGGCGUAGUUACUCGUUAGCGCGGGAAAACUUGCAAGUCAUUUGGCGCCAUACGCCACCGUAUAAAUAACAUAUUACUACGGAAAAAACCAGUAAUGGCCGAGUCCGGAUCUCACUCUUUCCGUUCAUAAUCUUCCAUACACUUGAGCUUUCCUGUUACCGUCGCCACCAUCUGUUACAAUUUACAACCUCUCAUUCUCAUUCAGUUAGAUUGAAUCGAGCUCCCGAAUCAUGGACAUGGAAGGGCUAUCUAUCAUUUGUGCUGGUCUUGGGUUUGUCGAGGAGGAUGAAAAUGGCUCCCGAAUUGGUUACACAAAGGGCGAAUAUUGCUUAGAUAACUUGAAGGAUCUGCAGAGAUUUCUGAGACGCGAUGAUCCACAAACACGAGAUGUAUUCAAACAAGUCUGCAAAUGGAACACAGUGUCUAAGGAUCUAAUACCAAUAAUCGAACAUUGCCAAGACGACCGAAGCUUGGUGAUAAAUGCAGUGAAGGUUUUGAUAUUUCUCACUAUGCCUAUUGAGCCCACGUCUAGCGAUAUCUCCCAACAGAUGGAGUAUCUGUGGGAUUUAAAGGCUUCAAUUACUCGCAAUGACACAAUUGCUGUGGUUAUUUCCCUUCUAGAAGACCCGCUGGAAAAUCUGGAACGUGGAGCAUUCACAGAGGAUGAUUGGAAGUUGGUCCAGUUGGUGCUUACUUUGUUUCGGAAUGUCCUGGCUGUCCAAGAAAUUACAUUGCAGCAGAAAGCUGUGGGAUCUGCCACUCAAUAUAUUUCCUUGAGAGACAAAUUUCUGGAGUUAUUGUUUAAUGAGAACGUAAUGGAUCUCAUCAUGGUUCUGACACAGCAUGUUGGUGGUUCUUGUUACUAUCUCCGCCAAGAUAACUUACUUCUGUUAGAGAUAUUCUAUUACAUAUUUAUGGGCCAAGAGCCUGAGUUGAUUGCCAAAGCUUCUCAAAAGGGUUCUGAGGUGGAGGGAAAUGUUAAAGAAUCUCUUGAUUCUCUAAGGUCUAUCAUGGAGGAGGAAGAAGCAAAAAGGCGGCUCACUAGACAACUGAAUUUGGAUCGACAUUCACAAUUUAGUGGAACUUUUACUCGGUUUUCCAUGGAUGGCUCUAAAACAUUAUUCAAAGGGAAUCCUGGUUCAGCAUCCUGUGAUAGCCUGUUGAAAUCUCAUAAAUCACAACGGGGUCCUCUAAAGAGAAUUGUAUGGGACCAUGGAAAAUUUUCUUCACCAAAGGAUAAAAUUUUGGAAUUGCUCCAUAACCUUCUAAACCAGCUACUGUCAGGUGGUUACAAUGUUUUAAUGCAGUCAAUUCGUGAGGAUAUUGAGAAAGAACAUCAUGCAAUACAAAACAGCGAUGUUGCUAUUUUCUUCCAGGUUGCUCAAUUUGUUACAGCUUUUCAACAUCACAAGUCCUUAAUUUGGAAGCAUAUGAAUGUGGAAACCAAGGCAUUUGAGGCGAUUACAAAUAAAGAUGAUAGCACGUUCUUCCAAGGAGAGAUUUGUGGUCCAAUUGCAGCAACAAUGGAUGAAGCUAUGUUCUUAUUAGUCACAUCUAAGUGGCGUUAUGCUUUUGAUGCCUUAAAAGAGACCAACGAUUACAAGUUUCUGUCUAUUUCAGGAGCUCUCAUGAAAAAUAUGAUUUGCAUGUUAGGUUUGGUGCUUAAGUUAUUGCCAGAAGACUCUAAGGAAUCUCGAACUGCUCGCAUCCUUCUUUAUAAAAUAUUUUAUGAUCAGACAGACCAGGGAAUGACUCCUUUCCUAAUAAACCUGAUUAAAUCUUUUGACACUCAUAAACAACCUAAAGGUGAUCUUGCAGAUCUAGUCGAAAUGAUAUAUUUAGUUGUGCAGAUUAUGGAGAAACUUCAAGCACGUGGCACAUUAAGGGUUUCUAGAAAAUCAAGAAGGGGAAGAAAGAAGAAAUUACUAGGGGAUGGCAAAGCAGCUGAAGAGGAACUAUUGGGAGAUGAUAAUAAUAGUGUACGGAAAGAGAUAAAUUCUACUUGUGAACCAUCUCUGGACUCAGGCAUGCCCCUAAAAACAAGUGUAACCAACUCAAGUGUUGAUGGAAAAGAAGAAAAUAUUUUGGACAGUUAUUUGGUUGAUGAGCCUGAAAUACCCCCAUUGGACACAGAGAUUCUUGGGGAAGAUUUGGCACAGCCUGUUAACAAAAAAUCUAGUCAUACAGCCAAUGAUCUAGCAUAUGCAACAGAGAAUUCAUCUGAUGAUGAUCAGACAGUUGCUACGGAUGAAGUUGAUUUUAAAAUAUCUAGUUUGGUCACUACUUUUACAAACAACACCAUUAUCCAAAACUUGUGCUGGUUGUUGAAGUUUUACAGAAGCAAUUCCACUACUACAAAUCACCAUAUCCUAUACAUGCUGCGGAGGAUUUCUGAUGAUCUUGAACUUUCUCCUAUGCUUUAUCAGUUAUCACUCCUCACCAUCUUCUAUGAUAUCCUUGCCGAGCAGAAGUCUUCUCCAUGCAAGGAUUAUGCAAAUAUAGUUUCCUUUCUCACUGAUCUGGUGAGGAAAAUGCUAAAGAAAAUGAAAACCCAGCCACUUCUGUUUGUGGAAAUACUGUUCUGGAAGACACGCAAAGAAUGUCACUACAUAAAUUCUGAGUCUUUAUUACAUGAGCUUCGCAACUUGAAAAGGGAAAGUAAAAAAUGGGGAAAUGCUUCAUCUGAGAAUGAAGGACAAAUCAGUUCAUUGCAAAGCAACAGAGAGAUGGGCAGAAGAAGCAUAGCAGAUUCACUUGGUGAAGAUGAAGCUGAUAUUGUUUUUUCCCACGAUCUCAGUUAUCAAAAGGAAGAAAAUCCAGAUGAAAUGAAGCUUAAGAAUGAUGCUGAGAUCAACGGAGAGGAAAAUAAUGACAUGAAUGAUGCUUACAGUGAAGGGCAUGCCUUGGAAGACCAUUCUCCAAGAGGUCCCCAAAGAAAGAAGAGACUUGUUUUUGAUGAAGAGCUGGAAACUGAUAUUAAGAAUCUUUAUGAGAAAUACAAAGAUAAUCGGCACUGCAGUCGUCUUAUUGCUGAAGCUCUUGAGCAUAGUCGAAAAGUAUCCCCAGUUCAAGUUUCCAAUAAGCUUAAACAGCUAGGACUCAAGACAUCCAAGAAAAGAAAUCUUUGCACUGGUAGGGAUGAGCAUGUGAUGCUGGAAGGAAAGGAAUUGGGGAAUGACGAUACUCACCUUCCUUUGAAUGGAUUGGAGGAGAGCUCUUUCCGUGGGAGGUCUUCGAAAAGGAUAUGCGCCUUUAGCAAAGAGCAGGAGCUCAUGGUUAAAGACUUAUUUGAGCAGUUUAAAGACCACAAGAGGUGCAGCUACAUGAUCGCAAAAGCGUUAGAUGCUGAUAACACAUUUACUGCAGCUCAAGUGUCACAUAAACUUAAGCAACUUGGUUUACUUGUUCCUCGAAAAAAGAGACCGUCUGAAGGCAAGAAGCACUUGCUUGACAAGCAUCCCAAAGGAUUGUUUUCAGAUGUGGAGGAAGACAAAUCUGAUGAAGAAACACUGAUUUCACUAAUGAAAAGGAGCAAAAAGAGCAAGCCAUUCUUUGGGGAUGUUGCCACUGCAGAUUUACCUAAACAGAAUAUUGAAGCAACAUCUUUACAGGAUUAUUCUGAUGAGGAACUUCUGAUCUCUAUUCUGGAUAAAACUGGUAAAAGGCAUGCUUCAAAGGCACGGGAUGAGAAACUCACAAUUAGCUCAGUUAAGGAGACAGCAAUUGGAAGUAACUCUACUCAAGGUGCUUCAGGAAGGGAUUCAAGCAGCCAAUCCAAGGAGGCAGGGCUACCGCAUAUUAAUGAUGUGGCACUCAACGUUGCUAACCUUAAUCAAGAGGCUGAAUUUUCUGGUGGGGGCAGUGAUGAAGAGAUGGAGUCUCCCGUGAACAACGUCUCACAACAAAAUAUCAAUGAUGAAUUGGCCGAUGAGAUGGUGGACUCGGAGGAUGAUGUUGGGGUCGUUGCACGCACAAGUGCCGUAUCAAGAAGGAAACUGAAGAUGGUGAUUGAUGCCGACGAUGACGAAUAAAGUUUGCAGCGCGGUGGGGUCUUCUGUCUUCAUACAUUUGAAGGAAAAUUGAACAUGAUUUGAGGCCAUUCGGGAAGGUAUUGGAACUUCUAAUUUCCAAACCAUGUUUGUUUGGACUAGGGAUGUUCGAACAACGGCUUCCAGGGAGCGCAAAAUUCAACUGUAAAAAGCUGGUUUCUGGAAUUCAGUCAAAGCCAUGCAUAAUGUAAAUAACGUAAUUUUAUCAGGAGUUAUAUGCUGAUUAUGCUCUCUCUCUCUCUCUCGUGUUGUAUGGAUCCUUUAUAGGCUUAGAAAAUGGACAGCCAUAAAAGGGCGUAAUCCGUCUCUUAUCCCUGGAUGUCAA